Messenger RNA from Aquila chrysaetos chrysaetos, 2733 nucleotides. Its product is annotated as opsin-3-like. Gene Ontology annotation, biological process: visual perception; G protein-coupled receptor signaling pathway. The record is from RefSeq and is a predicted model, not a curated record. Lineage: Eukaryota; Metazoa; Chordata; Aves; Accipitriformes; Accipitridae. The coding region runs from base 630 to 1754 and encodes 374 amino acids. Gene Ontology annotation, cellular component: photoreceptor outer segment; membrane. The transcript has 6 exons. Gene Ontology annotation, molecular function: G protein-coupled receptor activity.
GGCACGGCAGCCUGCCCUUCACUGACACACACAGGCAAUUAGUAAUGCUGCCAAACUGCUCUGAAUCAUAAUCUGUGAAACAAAAGGAGAUUCAAUGAAUCAGCCCGAAGUUGGAUGUCUUCUCGACCCGCCUGGCAGGGGAGAAGGAGAAGGGAGAGGUGAACCCCCACCGCAUCCAACCCGCGGAAAAAGGACACCCACUGUCAGAGGAAACAACGGUAGCUGCCCUUUGACAGAAGGGCUGCCCAUUUGCUCUGAAGGAAGAGACCAUGCUGAAGCACUUUUUUAAGACAUCUUCCAUUCUGAGCCUCAAAAAAAGAUCAUCUAACAUGAUCCUGGGUUUAACUAACUAAGAUGAAUUUGAGGUGAUCGUUUGCUUGGUUUUGCCGUCCUGGAGUUAGCUGCAGAGCUGAGCGCUGGGAAGGCACAGUGCAAGAAAACACUCCUGUGCUGCAAUACAGUAUUUACGCCUGCGUAACCACCCAAGAGGUGUCUCAGCUGGGUGAAGAUCGCAAGAAUCCUGAGAUGAUUUGACCUGUAAUGGAGGGACGCUUCUGGGAAACUGCUGGAGGACUUCAGCACAGGGCAUCUGCUGUCUCUGCCCUCAUCUGUCCCUGUCAAAGUCCGAAAUGAACCACUCUUGGACUUACAACCUGAGCUUUGGUGCACCUACAGAUCCUGUUGAGCCAAGGGCUGGACUCUCACGAAAUGGGCACACAGUAGUGGCUGUUUUUCUUGGAUUUAUCUUGUUUUUUGGUUUCUUGAAUAACUUGAUUGUCCUCAUCCUCUUCUGCAAGUUUAAAACCCUCCGUAACCCAGUCAACAUGCUCCUCCUGAACAUCAGUAUCAGCGACAUGCUAGUGUGCAUCUCCGGCACUACCCUCAGUUUUGCAUCUAACAUCCACGGCAAAUGGAUUGGAGGGGAGCAUGGUUGUAGGUGGUAUGGCUUUGUCAAUUCCUGCUUUGGCAUUGUGUCCCUGAUCUCCCUGGCUGUCCUGUCCUAUGAACGCUACAGCACCCUCACCCUGUGCAACAAGCGCAGCGCUGACUACCGGAAAGCAUUGCUGGCAGUCGGCGGUUCGUGGAUUUAUUCCCUGGUCUGGACCGUGCCACCUCUGAUCGGUUGGAGCAGUUACGGGGUGGAAGGUGCGGGUACAAGCUGUUCGGUACGCUGGUCCUCGGAGUCAGCCGAGUCCACGUCCUAUAUCAUCUGUCUCUUCAUAUUCUGCUUGGUCAUCCCUGUGAUGGUCAUGGUGUACUGCUACGGUCGCCUCCUUUACGCUGUUAAACAGGUUGGAAAAAUCCACAAGAAUGCUGCCCGCAAAAGAGAAUACCGCGUACUGUUCAUGGUGAUCACUACAGUUAUCUGUUAUCUCUUGUGUUGGAUUCCCUAUGGAGUUAUAGCACUACUUGCAACAUUUGGUAAGCCCGGUGUGGUGACUCCAGUUGCAAGCAUCAUACCUUCCAUCCUAGCAAAAAGCAGCACUGUUUGCAAUCCUAUUAUCUACAUACUUAUGAAUAAGCAGUUUUACAAAUGCUUUCGUCAGCUUUUCCACUGCCAAUCUCCUUCCUCCAGUGAUGGAGAGCCCACCUGCCACUCCAAGGUAACCGUUAUCCAGCUGAAUCAGAGGAUGGACGGUCGAAACGCGUGCAAUAACGAACCACGUCCAGAAACAGACAGUAAAAUGAUUUCUCUCCUGCACCCAGAGCCAAGCCUGGAGCCAGUUUCAAAAGCUGUACCACCAAUGUCUUAGGAAAACUGGCUCUAACAGAAAGUACAAGCCUUAACCAGAGCGUGUUUCAUUUCACCGCCACAUUACCCAGCUAACCUUAAAAUUAAUAAAGGAAGUUGCCAUUUGUGGGAUAGGAAAACUGUCAAGAACAAAAAUUGGGACUCUCUUAUAAUUUCAUUAGUAACAGUAAAGAUGGCCACAUCAUUGCAGGUACGGUUCAAUAAUGACAAAAUUUUAAACAAUAUAAUUGACUUUCCUGCAGAUUAGUUAAUGGAGCACUUAGAAGUGGUAGAGUUCUAGUUCUUAGUGAUCUGUGGAUCAAUGCCCUCGAAUCAAUCUAAAAGGCACGCUGGGCUAGCUAGUUCAGCUCCUUGCCCUUCCUGCCUUGUUUCAUCCAGUCCAUGUCUUGGGAUUUCAGAUCAGGUUGCUCAUAAAUAACCAUAAUUUCUGACAGUCCACUCAAGUUUUUGCUCAUGCUGGACAAUGAUGUUUUGAGGGAGGAAACACAAGUGACAGGCUAGUUUCCGAGUGUAACAGCUGAUUUACAGCACAUCUUUGUGUUGAAGUCUAGGGUCAACAAACUGAAAGAUGAGCUAAGACAAUAGGUAGAGAUUACCACAUACUGAGGUGUCCCUGGGCUACAGAGGCUUAUCUGUCCUGGUGGAAAUGGGAGCGCUCCUGAGACUUCCAGACCUGCUGCACACUGCAAAUGCCCAAACCCUACUCUGGGUAAAAACAGUGGUCAAUGCCAGAAUUUUUCUCCUUUAGCACCUCUAACACCACAGACCCCCAGCCAAAGAGACCAACAGUGCAGUACAAUCAGCACUCCCAUCCCAACUACCUAUGGGCGAGAUCCCAGGGCAUGCAGUAUUACACACUCAACCUACAUGAACCCGAGGAGGUAGGUCCCUCCACUUAGCUGUCACAGCCCCCAAAUUCUCCCUUGGAAUGAUCUGCUUCUGCUGUUUUGUUCAAAAACAGAAGGUGGAAUAGCACUGUA